This is a messenger RNA of Paraphaeosphaeria sporulosa, 1295 nucleotides long. RefSeq names its product ankyrin. Gene Ontology annotation, molecular function: protein binding. The transcript has 4 exons. The coding region runs from base 219 to 1115 and encodes 298 amino acids. NCBI's taxonomy places the organism in Eukaryota, Fungi, Ascomycota, Dothideomycetes, Pleosporales, Didymosphaeriaceae. The record is from RefSeq and is a predicted model, not a curated record.
ACGAGACAUAGGAAUGUGGACACGAGAUCCCAAGCUACAAUGCCAAGCUCACCGAACGCGGAUCAAGCACAUGGCGUACUAGCCUCAUCCGUAAAUCUCCGUGAAUGCAAGUCCGCCCCGCGUCACCACUCAUAGUCCCCGCAUCAACAAACAACAGCGCAUAUAACAAGCUCACACUGCUGUCUUCGUGCCGUCAAUCAUGCUGCGCACUGUUCGACAUGAUUGACGUACCGCGGCGUCUGCGCCGUGCCAUACUCCUCAACGACCUCGAUCUCGUGAAGCGCAUCGUGCGCAACAACCCGGUGUACCUGCAGAACCCCGACUUUGACGACAAGAGUAACACCAGCUUGCACCUUGCGGCGAAGCAUGGAUUCACGGCGAUUGCGGAAUUCCUCGUCGAAGCCGGUCACGAAGCCGAGCUCGUAAGCCGCAACAACGAGCUCGAGACGCCGCUCAUGCUGGCAGCCAUGGCGGGCAAAGAAGAGGUCAGCGUGAUGCUGGCGAAGCGCUUCCCGGAGUGCAUUGCAUGGCAGAACAGAGCCGGGCUCGAUGCCCUUAUGCUCGUCUGUAAAAGCGGCACAGGCACCCUCCAUCUGAUCCCCACGCUGCUGCUCCACGCGCCCCAGAUCCUCACCUCCUACGACCACGUCGGCAACACGGCGCUGCACCACGCCUCGGCCGCCGGCGAGCUCAAGGCCCUCCGCAUGCUCCUCCAGUACGGCGCGAAUCCCCUCGCUUCAAAUGCAUACUCUUGGACCCCCGUGCACUAUUCCGCGACGCCCGCGGCGGAGGCAUACUUCAAGACGCUGAUCAUCGAGUUUGAGAAGAAGAAGGCCGAGGGGAAGCGGCUGGAGCGCGAGCGUGAGAAGCAGAGGUCCGCGGGCGUGCGGCUGGUAACUGACCAGGAGGCGGUGGGAGGUGCUGUGGGCGGUGGAGAGCGACAACGGGCGAGAGACGACGCGGCGAUUGCCGGUCUUCCUAUGCCUGGGCUGGAGUGGAGUCCGGUGGAGCGGAGGAGGGCCAUGACGCCUACGGAAGGUGUCAGGGCUGGACCGUGGCCGUUCACGCAGGCAGAGAGCGGCAGGCCAAGAGCGGAGAGUGGCGAAUCAGCCUGAAUGUAUUGAUCCGUGGCGUUGUAUAUCUAGGUAUUGGCGUUGAGGAGUUCGACUGCUCAAGAAUGGGUGGGGGACUCGUCACUAGGACCGUAAAUUUCAAGGCGUCUGAGGGUAUAAAUUCAUCGUUAUCAGCAGCAGUAUUAGAAAAAAACCGAGCACAGAAUCUGAGCAACCGGUAUC